CACCUCCUCAAGGCCAGUAAGAUGUGUUGUAGAUGACAACAGCUGCAACAGCUGUACAACGAUGGAUGAAGGCCACUCAGUGACAGCUGGGGAUGGGGCUCAACAGCGGGCAGGGGCACCAGUGCCGGAAGCUGAGGGAUUGUCAUCAUCUGGGAGAAAUGUGGCUGUAGAUGUUGACAGAGGUGUCAACUCCCACACAGUCUUGGCGACAUUUCCUGAGGGUGAUGCAGAAGGUCUGGGGUCUGCCAACCACAUCCAGGUCCAGCUGCUGGAUGGCCAGGUCAUCCAGAUCACUUCAGCUUCCAUUGUGGAGUCAGAGAUGCAGGAGAGCAGUGGUGUAGGAUCGCGGGGCAGCGGCACUCUGAGGAAUGCCAUGAGCUCACCGAGGGCUGAAGGCUCAGGUGGUGCCGUCACCCUGCUGACCACUGAUGGAAAGACAUACAUCUUGCCUCAGCCUUUGAGCUCUGAGGUGGAGGCGGCUGGGGGAUACCUAAUCACAGAGGAGGUCCUGAGCACGGAGGGUGGGCGGUCUAGUGACAUCCUGCAACACCACCCAGUCCUGACCAUCCCUUCCCCGCUGGCACCACUGCCAUACCCCACCCCAACCGGGCGCCAUCCUGAUGCCCUGGCCAUUGCUGCGAGUGAAGUCUUUAGUGAGAACUAUUCGGGCCUCUCACUAGAGGCAGGAAAUGGCUAUGAUGACUCAAGAGCUUUCCAGAUUCAUGUCAAAGUUCCUGAUGAGGGGUUCAAGGGGCAGAGUGCUGAGGAAAAUGGUCAGGCAUAUUCACAGCAGAGGCUUUGCACACAGAAGGAAGUUGCAGAGUUCUCAGAUUGCAGCAUCAUCACAAUCCAUGCACCCACUGCAGAGGAGAGAGCUGGAGAGAAAGCCAUCAAACAUUAUGAAGAAGCAGCUCCUAAUGAUGUACAUGAGAGAGCCAGUGAACAGCUAGCAUGCAGCAACACGAGGGAGACAGACUCUGGAAACCACACCAGAAAGGAGCGUCUCUUGAGGGACAUUGAAGAUGGCAUUCAGCAAUUUGACUCAAGCAAUUACUCUGCUCUAUAUUCCAAACUGUCACCAGAGCAGGAGUCCAGGAUCCAUGUAACUCCCAUUCAUGCCAAUGUUGCCUCCAGGGGGAAGAAGGUCAGCAGUGAGAAGACAGUCACAGAAAAUGACAGAAAGCAGGAGGAUGAAAGUCAUGAGAAAAUCCUGGAAGACCUCCAGCCUCUGUCCACAGAGGUUGGGCAGUCCUGUGACACAUCUGUAGGGCUCUGGGCCACAGGGAGAAGGGAAGACAUCCCAGGAGGCACAAUUCAAGCUGACACCUCUUUGAGGGAAAUUUGGUUGAAGGGGAACAGAGAGCAAGAUUUUGCCAGUUCUAUGCCCAGUCUGGUGCGAGUGAAGAGCUAUGCAGACAUAGGUAGCAGUCAUGGUAAUAAGAGUUUCUCAGAUGUACUUGACACUCAUGCAGUGAGGAGUGAAGUAGACAGCCAUGAUCCACAGCUCAUGAGUAGUGGGAACACCACAGAUUCUGUUCAGAAUGAUAUAAGCCAUGUGCCAGAUAGGGCAGGAUCAUGCACUGGUGCUAUUAUUAACUCCAGUGCCAGUGAUGACUUACCUAAACCAUGCUUGGCUUAUGACAGUAGGACACAUACAGAUCCAGGAGACCCCACUUCUGCAGUGCACAGUGUGUGUACAAACAAUGAAGAGGGAUCAGAAAAAUACAGUCUAGCUGAAGGAUCUUUUGAGGAGGCUGAUGAUCUCAGCAAUCUCAGUGACAUAGAUACAAAGGUGCGCAGAUCUGCUCGUCUGCGGAAGAUAAAGGAACAGAAGAAGAGGGUACCGAGUGAGGAGCCCCCACACCAGCACCCGCUUGCUGAACCUGAUGCAAAGAGGAGCCGACCCGCAGGGAGGACUGACCAGAAGACUGUAUUCUGGGAGUGCGAUAAAUGCGAUGCUAUGUUCAGGACCAAGGUAAGCCGAGACCGCCAUGUCCAGGAGGACCACGUCUUCACCUGCUACAUGUGUGGGUGGCAAGGCAAGAACAAGACCAAGUAUGAGGUCCACAUCUCCUCGGUGCACUGCAGCCAGCAAGCACGAUGCCUUGCUUGCAGGAAAGACUUCCAGAGUUAUGAGGCCUACAAACAGCACAUGAAAACAACGCAUUCUGUAAACACUGAUAUAGACAUCAAGACAGAAGCAGAAGAAAGACCAGCUGGAGGAGAACCAGACUGUUCUAGGGUUUCCCAGUGUGAGGACGGAGGUGAUGGGAAGACGGGCAAACUUCUCUCUGACGAUGGGGGGCUAGAGAAGUCAGAUGCCAGCGACUCAAAAAUUACGCUGAAUGAGGAUGAGGCUUUCACUGGAUAUGGGGAGAAGAGGUGUCCUUAUUGUGGCAAGCAGUUUCAGCGUCGCAGUCGACUGCUCAGGCACAUCAACUAUCAUCUGGAUAAUCGCAAGUUCACAUGUGAGUACUGCAAUAAGGCGUUUGUGGAGAAGAGCGGGCUGGAUGCUCACCUGCUCACCCACCGCCCCAUCAACAAGUCAUGCUCUGAAUGCGGAAAGGUCUUCAAGACGCGCAGGACCAUGAAGAGGCACCUCAAGACGCACCAGAACGUAGUCCACUCCUGUGGUGUGUGUGGGAAGCAGUUCCGGCAUGAGGAGUCCCUCAGGAUUCACAAGUCGGUCCACAAAGAUGGGGGGAGUGGUAAUGUCUGCAGCCUUUGCAAGAAAGACUGCAAGACCCCAUACUACUUGCAGUUGCACAUCACCACAAAGCAUGAGGCUGCAAAGUUCACUUGCCUGCAGUGUGAUCGAUCAUUCAAGUGGCGGCAGAGUUACGGAAAGCACAUGGCCGUCUUUCAUAGCAAUACAGACAUGCAGUACGCUUGCCCCAAGUGCCCAAAACACUUCAAAACGGCUUCUGAACUGCGGCUGCACCAGGUGGCCCACAGCGAUGAGAAGAAGUACGUCUGCGACAUUUGUGGAAAAGUGUUCAAGCACGAGUACACGCGGGACAAACACGUGAAGACCGUGCACCAGGAAAAGCGUGACCACAUGUGCCCUCAGUGUGGCUCGCUCUUCAAGGCCAAGGCGUACCUGGACCAACACCUGUCGCAAGUCCACACCACCAAAGAGAGGGUCAAGUGCCUGCAGUGCGGCCAUGACUUUAAGACGAUGUCUAACCUGAAGAGCCACAUAAAGAGCGUCCACAACUCCAGGAACCCAAAGUACACGUGCGAGACGUGCAACAAGACAUUCAUGGCGCCAAAGGACCUUGCCAGGCACACUAAGGUUCACACAGGUGUCAAGGACUAUGUGUGUCCUGUGUGUAGGCGGAGCUUUGCAAGGAAGGACAACAUGGUGUCACACAUGCGCACACAUGCCAAGGAGUCUGCUCUGCCACCGCAGGAGCCACACCAGGAUGUAACUCCCCCCACCAUCCAACCACAGGACCCAAGUAUAACACAUAUCUUGGGGAUUCCUUCAGCAAUGGAAGAGGCCAGGAAUACCCAGACUGCUGUGGCUGUCUCUUCAAAUAGCAUUGUCCUCUCCAGUAUCCCUGUGUCUUCACAUAACUUGACCCUUUCCAAUAUUCCAGUCUCUUCGAGCAUAGCACUCAGCAACACUGCAGUGUCGGCAUCAAGCAUAUCACUGCCUCCAGAGUCCACCACUUUGUCUCUGUCACCUGUGUCAUCUGCGAAUGUCAUUCUUUCUAGUGUUCCCUCAUCAUCAAACAGCAUUAUUCUGUCUCGCAUCCCAGUCUCAGCAAACAAUAUCACCCAGCAGAGUCUGCCUUCUUCAUCAAAUGCUUUAGAGUUCUCCAGCCCAGGAUCAAACAACAUCGUCUUUUCCAACACGCAGCUUCCUGUGCCUUCGGGCAGCAUGGACCUGACCAACACGCAUUCUGCACCCCCUGGCUGCCUGACUCUCAGCACAGUGGCAUGCAGUGAGGACAAUGUCAUUUCCAGUGAGACAUCUGCACAGACGAGUUCCUUGGGCUUCAGUGGUGAUGCACCUUCCUCCUCCUCAUCAAAUAGCAGCCACCCUGUGUUUGGUCUCCAGCACCACAUCAUGGCACCUGCACAGCAUGAAGCACCACCCAUGGCCUCCAUGGCUUCCCUGCUUCCUCCCUGCUCAGCUCCGGGGUCUUCAGGUACCCUUUCUCCCCACAUGGCGCAGCAGGGCAAUGCUGCCCAGAUGGUCUGGUCACGGGUGGGCUCAGAGCAAGUGGCCCUGGCAGCAGGGGUGCUCAGCCUCCCCUCUCCUGCCCCGCCACUCAGCACAGAGAAUGCACAGCAGUAUGCACAGCCUGGCCUCUACACAAUAGUAGGUGAGAGCAACAAGGUGACACCUCUGGAUAACUUCACGCUCCACUCUGUUGAGGUGGCUCACCCCUCUCCUCCUGCAGCCCCUACUUCACACCAGAACAGUCACCCAGCGACAGUAAGCGAGCAGAGAUGAUCCCUGAGGUGGCUAUCAAGAUACUUGUGCCUGUGUCGACUGGGAUUGCUUUGUUUAUGUCUGAAGAUCAGUAAGAGAAUGCAGACACUCUUUUGGCAGGCAGCUUUUUACUAAAACAUUGAACUUCUGUUAAAUCUUGACUGAGGUUUUGCAGGUAACUAUCCUCCCAUACAAGUAGAUCUGAGAGAAGCAAUCUUUAUUUUCUUUUUUUGUUUUUUUUAUGUAAUGUGUAAAUAUUUGUAAGUAGGAGAUCAGAGCUUUUUUCUUAUAUGAAACUUUUAUUAUCAUUAUUGUUAAGGGAAAUUUUGCUUAUAUUGUAAUAUAUUGUGUAUAAGUGCAGUAAUAAUAAUUACUGCACCUGAUGUUUAUGCAAAGAAAAAAGAACAUUAUUUCAUAUAGGAUUUAGUUGAUAUUUGAAAUUUAUUUAUCAAGUCCUGAUAUUGCUCCAAGAAAUUAGUGAAAGAAUUCAGACAAAUAAUGUUUCUUCCAGUUUGAAUAAAUAAAUAAUGUUA
Messenger RNA from Penaeus chinensis, 4977 nucleotides. RefSeq lists its product as uncharacterized. Gene Ontology annotation, molecular function: DNA-binding transcription factor activity; RNA polymerase II cis-regulatory region sequence-specific DNA binding. Bases 62 to 4465 code for a protein of 1467 amino acids. The transcript has 13 exons. The record is from RefSeq and is a predicted model, not a curated record. NCBI's taxonomy places the organism in Eukaryota, Metazoa, Arthropoda, Malacostraca, Decapoda, Penaeidae. Gene Ontology annotation, biological process: regulation of transcription by RNA polymerase II.